This is a messenger RNA of Didymodactylos carnosus, 573 nucleotides long. NCBI's taxonomy places the organism in Eukaryota, Metazoa, Rotifera, Eurotatoria, Philodinida, Philodinidae. The record is from the annotation of a GenBank genome assembly.
AUGGGAGACCAAGCUCCAGUGUUGAGCAGUGCUUUUCCGCUGCCACCUAUGGCAUAUAUUGAACGCUUUUCAGAUGAAACCAAAGCACCUAAACCACCAGCUCCAAUUGUUGGUCCGUUCGAAUUGUUUGGUGCUUAUGUGAAUUUAAAUGAACAAGAUCCCAUUCCAACAUUAGAAUCUCAAAAUAUUCAACGUGUUUACACAAAGCCAGAUGAUUAUAAAGGUGAACUGAAAAAAUUAUGUUUUUCUAUCUUAACAAAUUAUCUUGACCUAUUGCAUAUUGUAUCAAAAUCAUCCAAUGUUCAAGCAAAAGAUGCGCCUGAGUUAUCAUUACGUGAACAAAAAUUAGCGGAAAUUGACCUAUUGUUUGUUAAUAUUCAUCAUCUGAUUAAUGAAUUACGUCCACAUCAAGCACGUGAAACUCUAAGAGUGAUAUUGGAAGAACAAAAACAACAACGUGUAAAAACAAGUGAAAAAUUGUAUUCAUUUUUAAAUCGAAUCGUUGAUGUUCUUAAUUCAGCUGUUUAUUCAUUGAAUGAUCUUGUACCUCAAUUAACAGAAGAGCAGAACUAA